AUGAGGUUUUACUCACUAGGCAUUUCCUGCCUUAUGGCAGCAGCAUCUUGCGUGCCUGCUGUAUCUGCUGCUGUAUCUGAUGAUGCUAGCAACGCUGCUGCGGCUUUUCUUUCUACCAAAUCCUUUGAGACUCUUCCUGCCCCAGCGUCUGUUGAAACUCCGAAUCGUGCAGCCAUUAAGGCCGCUCUACUAGCUGGAAACUAUACUUCCCCGAUCAAUUCUACCACUAGAAGCCGCUGCCCUUCAAGCUGCAGCAAGGCGGGAGUUGAUUCCAGUGACUGGUUUGCCUACCAUAGUGUUGGCCGUCUCAACCUAUGCAACGAGACGAUGCUUCUUGACUUUUCCUUGCUCAGCGAUUUCGAAAGUCCGGGAUCAAAAACCAAAAUCUCAGCCUGUACAGCGGACCUGACUUCAACCAAUGGGCCAGAGUCGAACAUUACUACAUGUAAUCGAGACGAUGUAAACUACACCGAAGUCACCUCUUCUUUGCAGAUGAUUUCUUCCGGUACUUCUUCUGCCGCCAGCCUGCCCGCCGUUUCCAAUGCCCUAGCACAAUUGCAGGCAUUCUCAAGCCUAUCUAAUGGGGACUGCAAUGAAAGAAUCUACCAUGCCUACUCUACUGAGGCGGCAGUUGGCGUUUACGUCGGGUCAAACCUAGCUCCUCAAGGCGUCAUCGACUCCGUCCUUGACCAACUUUCCACUGCACUGGAGAACGACGGAAGCGUUCCAACAAGUGUCGCUGUCCAGCUAUGCGAUGAUAAUGGUUUAUCCAGAUACUCUCUGGGAGUGUUUAUCAGCACCGAAGCCGAUCUGUCGACCGCUCAAAAUGCCGUCCAGACCUGGAAGAAUGGCAGUUGCCUCACCACCAUGGAGGACACAGUUCCUGCUUGGCAAAACAUCACUUUUCUAGCUCCAAGCAUCGUCCAUCACUCCAGUAAUAGCAGCGUGGCAUAUAGUAAUGUCACUUCAGCCGUUCUCAAGUCUCGCAACAAGCUCCUCGCCCGUGACACAUGCAGCACUAUUCAGGUUCAGUCAGGAGAUACGAGCACAUCCCUGGCCACUGAAUGUGGCAUCACAGCCGAAAAGUUCAUUGAGUACAACCCAAAUUCCACGCUAGCUACGGGUGAGAAUGUCUGCUGCAGUGCAGAAUCGCUCCCUCAUUUUGCGCCCCAGCAAGACAGCAACGGGACCUGUUAUUCCUACACCGUUGUGAGCGGUGAUCUCUGUUCUACACUCGCAGCGACUUAUGACAUUACCGUGGAUGAUAUCGAAACUUGGAACAAUGAAACCUGGGGCUGGACAGGCUGCACUGAUCUGAUUAUCGGAGACCUUAUAUGUCUCAGCUCUGGUUAUCCCCCAAUGCCUGCGCCGAUUGCCAACGCUGAGUGUGGACCACAGGUACCCAAUACGCCUACAGCACCGGUGGGUUCCAAUUUUAGCACAUUGAACGAAUGUCCUUUGAAUGCUUGUUGCGAUAUCUGGGGCGAGUGUGGCACAACAGCCGAGUUCUGUACCAUAUCCUACUCGAGCACAGGCAACCCUGGUACGGCUGCGAAAAACCAAAAUGGAUGUAUCUCAAACUGUGGGACCGACAUUAUCACAUCCACUGCUCCAGCGCGCCAGUAUACUAUUGCAUACUUCGAGGGUUUUAAUUGGCAACGACCGUGUCUAAACGGAGGUGUGCAAACCCUCAAUACGUCGGCCUACACGCAUGUUCACAUGGGUUUUGCUACAAUCAACCCAGAUUGGUCCAUCAACACGACCGACAUAGACCCGCAGCUUCCAUACCUGGAGGAUCUUCAAGGGGUUAAAAAGAUUUUAUCUAUUGGAGGCUGGUCUUUCUGCACGGACCCUAGCACUUACAUGAUCUUCCGGGACGUGGUCGCUUCCGAGUCAAGUCGGUCAACACUGGUCAACAAUAUCGUAACUUACAUGAAUGACAACAAUCUGGACGGUGUCGAUAUAGAUUGGGAAUACCCCGAUGAGCCUGAUUUUCCUGGUAUUCCUGCGGGGACUCCAGAAGACAGUACCGGGUACUUUUUGCUCCUCGAACAACUCAAAGAAGGUAUUGCGGCAAAUGCUACGGGUAAAACAAUCUCAAUCACAGCUCCUGCAUCUUUCUGGUAUCUGCAAUACUUCCCCAUCCUGGCCCUAAGUAGCGUCAUUGAUUACAUUGUUUUCAUGACAUAUGACCUUCACGGGCAGUGGGAUUACGGUAAUGCUUAUUCGGACCCGGGCUGCUCUGGUGGUAACUGUCUACGCUCGCACGUGAACCUGACUGAAACCAUCAACGCCUUGUCCAUGAUCACCAAAGCCGGUGUUCCUUCCAACAUGGUAGCAGUUGGCGUGGCCAGUUACGCUCGCAGCUUUGAAAUGACCACUGCGGGCUGCUGGACGGACAUGUGUACUUAUACUGGACCGACUUCAGGGGCUCUUCCAGGACCCUGCACCGAUACGGCCGGAUAUCUCGCUGACUACGAGAUAGACCUGGUGACUUGGGAGAACCCAACUGUCGAGCAUUACUUUGAGGAGACAUCCUACUCAAACAUUUUGGUGUACAAUGAGACGCAGUGGGGUGCCUAUAUGAACGGCACGAACAAGGCGACUCGCAAGAUUAUCUACGAAUCCCUCAAUUUUUUGGGCACCUCUGACUGGGCGGUCGAUUUGCAGGCUCUCUUUGCUGGAGAUAAUGACACGAGCAGCAACAACUCAUCGGAUUCCGAAACUAUCUACAUUGAUCCUGAUAUCUGGAAUUCCCCUUCUGCUGUGGUGACAGCACCGCCGGGAGCGACGCUCAUCUGGCCACCAAAGCCCCUGGCCACCACAACCACGAUUGAAUUCCCGCCGUGGACUACCACCAUCUCGUAUUCAUCUUUGACAACCUCUACAAGUACUCUAACAGACGGUUCGACGACGACAUUCCCGUGGUAUAUCUACGUUCCCAUCCCUACCGUGAUUGCUAUUCCUCCAGUUACGACCACAGCAAUUCCUGUCUGGGCCGUAUAUCUCAACUCGAGUUCUACAGGGGGAGAUAUCCACGUCACAAGCUCUGUGCAGCCACCGCCUUUCCCAGUGGUUGUUACUCCGGUUAUGAAUGGGACAAUAUCCGUUAUCAAUCCCACUACCACAUCCACCAGCACAGGAGGAAUUUUUAUCUGGGGCGACCAGACCGAAUCGCUGCCUGCAGGAACCGAGACGAUUGGAAGUAGUACGACGGUCGUCGGCGGCACCACCUUGUCAGCAACGACGACUACCGUGACGCCAAACCCGCAUCCCACAACCACACAGACAACCACUGACCCGGCAUUGAAUUCGGGCUCGACCGGGUGGAAAUCAGGCAAGACAGGUUCACCGACAGCUUCCGCAGGCUGCUCUGGAUGUGGUAAAUCUUGUACCUUUGGCAACACGGGCAGUAGUAGCGGUAACAACCCUAACCCUAACGACGACAGCUCAACUACGGGCACAGCGUCGGGCACCACAUCGACGGGCACGUCGACAGCUGCCAGCGCAACGGUGUAUCUCGCUCAGACUGAUAUGGGCGAUACCAUGGCGACGGUGACCCCGGAUUUGUCGGUCCUUGCUUCACUGGAGUCCGCCGAUAUUUCAAUGUGGAAUUCCGCAUUUCCCAGCGACCAAGUUGCCGCUACCACCACUACUACGAGUAGUACUAGUACCACGCAAGCGUCAACAACUUCCACUACGUCUGCAGCUCCUUCGCCGACAGCUGAGUGCUAUUUCUGGGACGAAGAUCUCAUUGCUUACCAGUUCAAAAUCUUCAACAUUGAAGGCUGGGCAACGGACGGUGGUGCGAGUCUCCAUAAACAGGAGGACGGCUGCGGUGCUCUUACGUUCUGGACGUGGUAUGAUGCAACAUCAACCGAGGAUGCGUAUGUGUAUUUUGAUCUUCCCUUCUUCAUCAAGUCAGGUUGUGUGGAGAGGGCGAUUGUGUCUGCUGGAGGCCCAAAGUUGUCUUGCAAAGGACAGGGCACAGACUUUCCCCUCCACAAAAGAUCAUUGGAUGAGCGUGCAUCGAACGCUUCAGGGCCAGUUCCACUACCUCUGACAGACGCUAAGCUUUAUGCGCUGGGGAUUGUUUAUGGGAAUAAUACUGGCUCAUUCCAACAAUAUGUUCCUAUGAAUUGGACUGAGUCUGGGUCAUCAUAG
Messenger RNA from Talaromyces atroroseus, 4164 nucleotides. RefSeq lists its product as hypothetical. The coding region runs from base 1 to 4164 and encodes 1387 amino acids. The record is from RefSeq and is a predicted model, not a curated record. Gene Ontology annotation, molecular function: chitin binding; hydrolase activity, hydrolyzing O-glycosyl compounds. Gene Ontology annotation, biological process: carbohydrate metabolic process. Lineage: Eukaryota; Fungi; Ascomycota; Eurotiomycetes; Eurotiales; Trichocomaceae. The transcript is spliced from 6 exons.